Ixodes scapularis (black-legged tick) is the source of this 678-nucleotide messenger RNA. RefSeq names its product gamma-interferon-inducible lysosomal thiol reductase-like. Lineage: Eukaryota; Metazoa; Arthropoda; Arachnida; Ixodida; Ixodidae. The coding region runs from base 1 to 678 and encodes 225 amino acids. The record is from RefSeq and is a predicted model, not a curated record. The transcript has a single exon. Gene Ontology annotation, molecular function: oxidoreductase activity, acting on a sulfur group of donors, disulfide as acceptor.
AUGUUACCCCCUGCCAGCGGGGCGGCAGUCCUAUGGUUAACGCUGUUUUUCCUCAGCCAAGGUCACGCCAUACCUGAAGCAUCCAAGGUUGUGUCCACUUCAACCGUCGUCAAGGUCCGACUCUUCUACGAAUCGUACUGCCCCUUCAGUCAGCGCUUUAUCACUGACCAGCUGUGGCCUACGUACGAAAAGCUUGGGAAGCUCGUGGAAAUCCGCCUGGUACCGUUCGGGCUCGCCACCAUGAAAAACUUCACCAGAAAGGACGCCAAAAAGGUGAUAGAAAUAAAGUGCCAUCACGGCAACAAAGAAUGUCUGGCCAACAUGAUACAGACAUGUGCCAUAGCAAUGACGAGUGCGCGCUACAAAAGCCUCGAGUACGUCAACUGCAUGUCCCUUUCAAAAUCGCCACUGGACGUGGCACAAGCGUGCGCCGGAGCCAUUGGUCUAAAUUGGAAAAUCAUCGAUCGCUGCGUCAAGUCAAAGCUGGGUUCGCUGCUCUUCUACAAGAUGGGACAGAAGACGUGGGAUUUAGUCCCCCAUAUAACCUACGUUCCUUACAUAGAGGUUGACGGUCGGCACAGCAAACUGUUUCAGGAAGAAGCCAUGUCGAAUCUCUUCGGGUUGGUCUGCUCUAGGCUGGGUUCUGCAAAACCAGACAUUUGCAACGUCUCCCAAUAA